CCAGCUGAUUGCAGGUUUCCUCUUGACGACCUCACAAAAAUAUCUUAUAUCUUCUCAUUCUUGACCACCGUCUCUUUGUUUUCUCCUGCUCAUUCGUAAACUCGGUCAUUUUUUCUUCCGCUUAUGUUUUAUUGAGCAUUAUUUUUUUCUCUUCCUUAUUUGACUCGUUUGGGACGUUUUUAAUUGCGGUGCUACCAAAUUUGUAUGAAUAAUGUUAACUUCAUUCGAACAACAAUAACAUUAACUGCAUUCAUAAGUGUAUCUUUUAAAAGGGUGUAAUGACAGUAAAUAAUAUGACGAAGGACUAUGAUUACUUACUAAAAGUAUUAUUAGUAGGAGAUAGCGAUGUUGGUAAACAUGAAAUUUUAUCUGGUCUGGAGGAUGCAUCGUCUGAAAGUCCAUUUUGCAGUGGCAAUGCAUAUAAAACAACAACUAUACUCUUGGAAGGAAAAAGGGUUAAACUACAGUUGUGGGAUACUUCGGGUCAAGGUCGUUUCUGUACGAUAAUACGUUCAUACUCAAGGGGAGCACAAGGCAUUAUAUUGGUUUAUGAUAUCACAAAUAAAUGGAGCUUCGAUGGAAUAGAUCGGUGGCUAAAGGAAGUAGAGGAGCAUGCUCCUGGUAUACCAAAAGUUCUUGUGGGCAAUAGACUCCAUUUGGCAUUCAAAAGGCAAGUUGCAGCAAAGCAAGCGGAACUAUAUGCUUCGCGAAAUAAUAUGUCAUGUUUCGAAAUAUCACCGCUAUGUGAUUUCAAUAUAAGGGAAUCAUUCUGCGAAUUGGCACGUCUGGCUUUGCAUAGAAAUGGAAUGGAAAGAAUAUGGCGUAAUAAUAAGGUUUUAUCACUUCAAGAAUUGUGUUGUCGAACUAUUGUGAGACGAACAAGUGUAUAUGCUAUUGAAUCAUUACCAUUGCCUUCAUCUGUAAAAUCGACCUUAAAAUCAUAUGCACUUACAACGUCUCAGUGUUUUAAUACGUUAAGUAGCACAUCAAAAAACAAAAAUAGAUGCAAGACGCCUUCCAGUAGCGGCCGCAACAGUUGCUGUAUUACGUGAUUAAUAAUAAAAGAAAUAAGAAAUAAUCUAAAUAUACAUUUUGGUCGUUAUAAAAUAUAUUUUGUUUUUAUAAAAACUAAAAAGAAACCACAUUAUUAUAUGAUGGGGUUUAUUUACAAAAGUAUUUAUUUUUAUUAUAUUUCAUAGCAUUAAAUACCAAACUACUAUAAAGUUGUUAAAACCAUAUUUUUGUUUAUUUUUUAUUAUUUCACAGAAUUAUAGAAAUCUUUAUAUAUAUUGGACUCUAAUUAAUGUUUAGCUUGUGGCAUAAUAAAUUUUGAAUACACAUUUGAAAUAUAAA
Messenger RNA from Musca domestica (house fly), 1353 nucleotides. RefSeq names its product ras-related protein Rab-40C (gene Rab40). Gene Ontology annotation, molecular function: GTPase activity; GTP binding. Bases 279 to 1052 code for a protein of 257 amino acids. Lineage: Eukaryota; Metazoa; Arthropoda; Insecta; Diptera; Muscidae. The record is from RefSeq and is a predicted model, not a curated record. Gene Ontology annotation, biological process: protein localization to plasma membrane; intracellular signal transduction. The transcript has 5 exons. Gene Ontology annotation, cellular component: synaptic vesicle; plasma membrane; endosome.